This is a messenger RNA of Colias croceus (clouded yellow), 2814 nucleotides long. RefSeq names its product ecdysone-induced protein 78C-like. Bases 99 to 1511 code for a protein of 470 amino acids. Lineage: Eukaryota; Metazoa; Arthropoda; Insecta; Lepidoptera; Pieridae. The record is from RefSeq and is a predicted model, not a curated record. The transcript is spliced from 9 exons. Gene Ontology annotation, biological process: regulation of DNA-templated transcription. Gene Ontology annotation, molecular function: zinc ion binding; nuclear receptor activity; sequence-specific DNA binding.
CAAACGCAGAGAACUAUUCCUUCCCAAACAAUAUCUGGGCCAGGUACAUCUGUGUGUACUAUGUUAUAUCUUCAACGAAAUAUAUAAAUUCACCAGUGAUGAGUUGUUCCAUGCUCGUCGAGGCUACCUCUUCCACCAUCGAAGACGAUUUAUACACAUUUAAAGAAGACCCUGAGUCUCCGGUUGCAGGUUCGCCAGAGGCACAGGCGGAUAGCGCAGGCGCAGGCGGGAAGGCUGCUGCCCCGUGCAAGGUGUGCGGGGACAAGGCUUCCGGCUACCACUACGGCGUCACUUCGUGCGAGGGCUGCAAGGGUUUCUUUCGGAGGAGCAUUCAGAAGCAGAUCGAGUACCGUUGCCUGCGAGACGGCAAGUGUCUUGUGAUCCGACUGAACAGGAACCGCUGCCAGUUCUGCAGGUUCAAAAAGUGCCUUGCGGUUGGCAUGAGCAGAGACUCCGUCCGGUACGGAAGAGUCCCUAAGCGUCGCGAAGUGUCGAGCCCCGAGAGCAUGGCAGAUCUGGCUAAGAACCUGGCGGCCAACCCUGAGCCCCCACCGGUGGCUGGUGCCGCAGCCGAGGAGCCUGAGGUGGACGCGCUGGAGGCCUCCAAGGACCUCGCCAAGAUGGUGAUCCUCGCGCACCGCAACUUGAACUCGUUCGGCGAGGACUUCCGCCGCUCGCUGCAAUUGCAGACUUUCAUCUUGAAAGUUGAAGAAGAUCGGGACGGCCAAGCCGGAGGCAGCAAUGAUGGACAAGCCGCCGGAGGAUCGAACGAGCCCCACGUUGCUCACGCCGGCAAUGCCCACGGGGCCAACGGUGGGAACGGCAUGAACGCCGCAGCCGCCAUCGCCGCUGCCAACCGAUUUGAGACUCUCACCGUGCUGUGGUGCAACGUGGCCUACCGCAUGACUCCCGCUGUCCAACAGGUCGUCGAAUUCGCUAAGCGCUUACCAGGAUUUCAUAUCCUGCCGCAAGACGACCAGCUCAUUCUGAUCAAGCUGGGAUUCUUCGAGGUGUGGCUGACCCGCGCUACUCGCAUCUCCACUCCAUCUGCUAUCGUCUUCGAUGACGGAACUUCGCUGAGCCAUCGCCAACUUGAGCUCAUGUACGAUACUCACUUCGCCUCCGGGAUCCUGUCGUACGUCCGCGCCGUGAUCCGUAUGGACAUGACCGAGGAUGAAGCAGCCAUGUUCACGGCCAGCCUGUUAGUGUCGUCUGACCGCUGCGGCCUGAGCGAGCGUGACCGCGUGGAGACGCUCGUCCGUAAUGUGAACGACGCAUUUAUUUAUGUGCUGUCGGAAAACGGGACCAAGGACGUGGCGACCCGCAUGGAGGCGUUCAACUCGCUGGCUCAGGAAGUGCGUAUGCUCGGCGACCGCCACCACGACCUGCUGAGCUGGUGCCGCAUCAACUGGCGUCGUCUCGACUUGCCGGCACUGUUCUCUGAGAUCUUCGACAUUCCCAAGAACGACGAAGAUUUCUUCGACCCGGAGCGCGCCAGCACCUCCGUUUAAACAACGCAACAUAUAACCCCCAAUAAAUAGCAGUAGAAACAUGAUUAUUGGUCAUUAUUUCCGCAGUUACGAACCACAUUACCGCUUCUUAAACGCACUCUGGUAGAUUUACUCAAGUCGUUGCUCCUAUCUAUUCGAAUAUAGUAAUGCAAGCGACGUCGAGAUUUAAGUGUACGACUAGUGUACUUCUUGUAGCUUUUCAACUCAAUAUUCUUUGUUAGAAAAGCACUUUGAAACAUUAUUUAUCGUAAUUAUUAAUGUAGAGCGUCAUAUCAUAAUCCAUGACGUAUAUUAGUCCUAGAUUCCGAGUUGGUAUAUCUCAAUACGUAAAUCAUAAUAUAAUCGUAGUUAUAGUGCAUAGGUACUGAAAACGUACGUCGGUGAUACUUCCCGUUCGGUUUUUAUAACCCCCCGAGAUACAUAUUUAACAGGCCAAGUUGAAUUUCAUGCGAAGACCCGAAGUUCGAAUUAACAUAUGGGAGUUGAGUCUGACGUACGAGAUCAGUUAUAAAUGUAAUCUCACUGCAUUUGUGGAUUUAUGUGUAAAUUAAAUCGCUUUCGCUCCGGUAAAUUACUUAGUUUCCUAUUCGUGAUUUAUUAUAUUUAGUUAGAACUAUUGUUAACUUUUAGUUUGGAGGAAUGUGAUACGAUGAGAGGUCAGCAUCAGAUGUACGAACCCAGUAGGUAUACGACUAACGUGGAAGUGACUGAUUCGGUAUAGUUAUUAACAUUGGAUGCAUUGCAUAUAGCUCUAUCAUUUGUUUUUAUACAUAUCAGAGUUCAAUUAUUAAUCAUUAUUAGUUUUAAGAAUUUUUAUUACACCUUUUUUUGCUCAACUUCAAUUAGAAUUUAUAAAAUGCGUUACUUUCAGCAUCUUAUAAAAGGUUUAUUAUAUAUUAUUUUUCAAAUAUUUUUGUUGUAAAUUUGAUAUCUCUUAUAUUAUGUAGUAUGAUUAGUUUGCUGAAUUUGUAUUCCUACAAGUGAUGAGAUCAUUUGGGAUACAAGUAUGUAUAUUAGUUUAGUUUUUGGGGUGUGAUUAUUGCGGGUUGGAUGAGGGUGCUAUGCGAGUGCUACUCAUGCGCGAGUGUAGACUGAAGCGCCGUUACAAUAAUUUAAAUGCAUUUAUUAUAUCCUAAUUUCUUAGUCAAGUUUAAUAUUAUUUGCUUGCAAUUCUUGUUUAUUGUUAUUUGUUUACAAACUCUGUGACGUCUUAGUUUCGUUUAUGUCUUUAGAUUUAGUUACUUAUUUCUUGUUAUAUUAAUUUGCCUAAAUUUUAAAUAAAUAAAUUGGUUUUAUCGAUAUA